Molecule: messenger RNA, 1745 nt
Organism: Ostrea edulis (European flat oyster)
Lineage: Eukaryota; Metazoa; Mollusca; Bivalvia; Ostreida; Ostreidae
Product: THUMP domain-containing protein 1-like
Exons: 3
Coding region: 118-1335 (405 amino acids)
Biological process (GO): tRNA modification
Molecular function (GO): RNA binding
Source: RefSeq, a predicted model, not a curated record
ACCGUUAUUAGUACGACUUUUAGUUUUACUUCCAAUAUGUCAGCGCCCUGAGAAGACGCGACUAUCGCAUUGCACAUUGCUAAUUUGCUGGUAAAGUCUAGGAGUUUUGUUGCAAGAAUGAGUGAAAAAAGAGGAAAGAAACGACCAAAGUCAUACUACAUAAAAUGUGCCAACAAGAAACCAAAGAGAGAUGUAUGGAAACUGGAAGCGGGGAUGAGGGGAUUCAUCAUAACGUGUAACAACAAUGAGAAGGGGGCUGUUCGAGAGGCAUACAACAUCCUGAAUGAGUAUGCUGAUAAGCUCUAUGGUCCAGAGAAGGAUAUGCCCGACUCAAAGAAUGAUGAGGACUUGUCAGGAGAUGAAGAGGAGGAGGAAGACAUCGAAAAGGCGAUGAUGAAGGAAGUGAAGGAAAUUAAGGAGGCCAAGCUUGCACAGAGACGAUUCCAAAACACCAAUACAAGAGCAAAAAACUGCAUCUUCAUUAGGACCACCCUACCAGACCCUAGUCAGUUAGCUCACUCCAUACUCUCUGAUUUGUCAGAAACAAAGGUACAAAAAUCCAGGUACGCCAUUCGUCUGCUUCCGAUAUCAGGUAGUUGUAGAGCAGAGGAAGGUGAAGUGAAAAAGCUUGGGAAAGAACUAUUUACUCCAAUCUUUGAGACUCCAUUUGGAAAGGGAUUUUCUUUUAGUAUAGUUGUAAAAAUCAGGAACAAUAAUGGCCUUGGGCGUGAUUCGGUUAUUCCGGCUUUGGCUGGUAUCAUAAAGGAGUUGAAUCCUUUGCACCGAGUGAAUCAUGAUAAACCAGAUUAUGUCAUAUUGGUGGAAGUCAUUCAGUCUGUGUGUUGUUUGGGGAUAGCAGAGGACUUCUUCAAAUUCAAAAAGUACAACUUGCAAGAAAUAAUAAAGGGAAGUGCUGAGAACAAAGCUGAGCCAGCAGAAAUAAACAAAGAAGAAACUGUUCAAGCAUUGAAGGAUAAUGAGGAAGAAAGUGUACAAGCAGACGACAAAGAGAAAGUUGCAAUAGAAGUCCCAGAGGACAAAGAGAAAGUUGCAGUAGAAGUCCCAGAGGACAAAGAGAAAGUUGCUGUACAAGCGCCGGAAAUUUUACAACCCAACAAAGCAAACUUAACUCAAGAUGAUGAGGAACUUAAAGAGACAGAGGGACAGGAAACUAAAGUUACACAGAGCAGUGCAACAAGAGACAAAAAUUCCGAGGGAGAAUCAGUUUUAGGCACGCUAAAAGUAAAUGAAGAGAUUACAGCAAAAACAACCACAGAUUGUAAUGAUGUGUCUGACGAUAUUGUACCAGUAAAUGACCCCAGUGAGAAUUCAUGAGCAAGUUAAUGUUUAUUAUUGUUUGAAAUCAGCAGUUUACCAGUCUUUCGUCAGAAAAGUUUUUAAAAUUUCUAUAGCACAAUUUCUUAAAUUCAGAGAUUGUAUUCUUGAGAUUUCAUGCGUUAUGAAAGUUUAAAAUCUCUUUGUAUUAUGACAAUUAACAAACAAGUUUCACAACUUGUGUUCAUGUCUGAUCAUUUAAUAUACAUGAAGUGUUUAGAACAAGUUAAAGAUUAUCUGUAAGUAAGUAAAUAAAAAUGCAGAUAAAUUUAAUGGUACUCUGAUUUUCUGUCUAUACCUAUUUUACAUGAUGCAGUGAUUAAGAAAUAUUUUGAUUUACCAAUGUUAGUGAGAAACUUUAAUUGUUUCAAUGUAUAUUUAAUUCUCAGUAAAUCAACUGGACAUAAAAA